AUGCUGGGAAGAGGGACGAGCAACGCGAAUGUUGGUGCGAAUAGCUCAAUCUCCAAAGGCUCUCCCCUGGAUCCUUCCGCCAUCACCACCGCUCUCUCACUCACCACCGGUCCAGUAGUGAUAAUCAGCACACUCGGUCAGACCCGCACUUCCGGAAACCAUUUUUCUGCAACAACCUCUCCUCUCUUCAUGUCUCAAUCUGCAACCGCUGUCAUCAAAGCAGUAAAGGCCUCAAACAACAAAGUCCUAAAGGUUAUCUUGAUGUCGAUGUUUGGCGCUGGAUCCUCAUUCAGGAAUCUCAAUUUCGUCAUGCGAGCAACAAUGUUGUUUUCAAAUAUGAAACAGACCCUCGAGGAUCAGAAUGCCGUCGAUCAGAUUAUCAAGCAGAGUAAAUUGAGAUUCGUGAUGCCUAGACCUGCUAUGCUGAAAGGCGAUGUUGCAUUGCCGGUGAAACCAUAA
This is a messenger RNA of Aureobasidium melanogenum CBS 110374, 459 nucleotides long. RefSeq lists its product as uncharacterized. The record is from RefSeq and is a predicted model, not a curated record. The coding region runs from base 1 to 459 and encodes 152 amino acids. The transcript has a single exon. Lineage: Eukaryota; Fungi; Ascomycota; Dothideomycetes; Dothideales; Saccotheciaceae.